Messenger RNA from Mercenaria mercenaria, 4656 nucleotides. RefSeq names its product protein sepa-1-like. Lineage: Eukaryota; Metazoa; Mollusca; Bivalvia; Venerida; Veneridae. Gene Ontology annotation, cellular component: histone acetyltransferase complex; transcription regulator complex. The annotation marks the transcript as partial. The transcript has 8 exons. Gene Ontology annotation, molecular function: chromatin DNA binding; transcription coactivator activity; histone acetyltransferase activity. The record is from RefSeq and is a predicted model, not a curated record. Gene Ontology annotation, biological process: positive regulation of transcription by RNA polymerase II.
GGAUUCUGAAGGAUUGCAUGAACAGAAAAGAGCUCGAUUAGAUAUCCCCUCAGAAGGACCGAAUUCAACUGGCCAAAAUUCAAGGACGAGUAACCAGAAUAUAACGAACACCUUACUGAACACAGACAGUUUAUUGUCUGGUAAUAUCUUUAGACCAAUAUUCACAAAAACAAACCAGGGAAAGAAAGAGUGGCAGAAUUCUGUGACACUUGACUUAAGGACCCACCUUGAAGAAAAAGUAGUAUCUGCCAUUUACCAAUUUUACAAAGAGAAGAAGGUUGAUAAGUUGAACAAUAUAAUACCAUAUGCAAAAACUGUUGAAAGGCAUGCUUUUGAAACCGCCAAUAGCAGGGAGGAGUAUUACCGUUUCCUGGCAGAGAAAAUUUACGAAAUUCAAACGGAGAAUAAACAGUUACCUGGACCGAAUACAAUUUUGAAGGGUAACCAGAUGGUAGACAGUUUAUUUACACCAAUAUUUACACAGACAAACCAGGGAACGAAACAGUGGUACAAGAGUAUUACUCUAGACUUAAGGACCCACAUUGUACAAAAAAUAGUAUCUGCCAUUCUUCCUGAACCAAGUGCAGCUGAGUUGGAGGAUAAAAGAAUGAAGAAAUUGAUAGCAUAUGCAAAACUAGUUGAGGGAGAUUGUUAUGAAACCGCAAAUGAUAAGGGGGAAUAUUACCAUUUCCUGGCAGAGCGAAUUUACAAGAUUCAAACGGAGUUGGAGUAUAAAAGAAAUGAGCGUCGGAAACUUCAAAAACAUCAGUUACCUGGUGAUACAACUGAUGCUUCAUACCACAAACCAGAAACCUCCGAUGAUGAAAUUUCAUCUCAAAGCAGUGCAGCGUCAGCUUCAAGAUCGUGAAGCAAAAAGAACGAGACUCGUAAAUACAAUAUUUUGGGGACCAUAUAUUAAUAAUGAACAUUCAGACAUACUUGAGAAAACUUUAGCUAUUUGUGUGCAACAAAUAAUCAUUGCAAUGUAUGCUGCCUGUGAUAUCCUAAAUGUUUAUUAGAAUCAAAUAGUAAUAAUGACAUUCUUCAUUCUUCAAAAAUGUAGUUUUAAAAGAUGGGACAUUUUUACAAUUGAACAAAUGGCACAAUAUAAAAACAAUGUUGAAUUAAGAAAAUUAUUUUUACCAUUUUUUUCUUAGGAAAGAUGACUAAAAUAUUUUUUCACCUGUAAAUGUAAACAGAAAUUAAUAACAAUUUUGUUAGGAUAUAGGAGAAACCAACACUAGUACAAAUUCAGAUGUAUCAGAAGCUGCUGAUGUACAUUGUACAUGUAUAAGUAGAUUUUUGAUACCUUGUAAUGUUAUUAUCAUUAAUUAUAUAUCUCUUCAAACCAACUGAUUAUUUUUUUCGCUUGCUUUCUCGUGUUUCUACAUCUACUUGAAUCUGCGCUAAAUCUUUUUAGUAUAGCUGGACAUUUUUAUCAGAGAUUUCGAACAUCAAUAAUGAAAUCUGACAAAUAUCCUUUUUAUUUUAAUUACCUUUUAAAAAGGAUAAACUUAUAGUAUAAAAUACUGCAACCUAAACAAAUGACUAUCAGAGCCGAUUGCAGACUUGACAAUGUCUCAUAUUUUUCCUAAAUAUUUUUAGUUAUGUAAUUAUGUUUCAAUUUUAGUGGUUUUCUAUAUAAAGGAGACAACAGAACUGAAGAUGGAAAUUGAAUUAUACUUGGAAUAAUGAUAGAGGUCAAGAAAUAUUUUAAACCAUUACUUAUCAGCAUUGGUUGCCAAACUGCCAAGCUGAUCCAUUUCCGUUAUUCAUUGGCUAUCCAUUUCUUCUUCUAUAUGCAAAUAGCGACGCACUUCUUUCUUUCGGGAUAUAAUUAUGAUAUUUGGUGAGAAUACACUAGUUAACUGAAAACGCUGGUUUAUAUAAUUGUAGGAAACAUGGGAACAUGUAUAUCAUAAUCUGAAUUUAUUAAUGUUUUAAAACAAUUUUUAUACGAAAGAUCGUUAAAGGAAGUUGCAACCUGUCAAAAGUUUGGAUAUAAGAACUGAAAAUGUAGUGAUAGCAACAACUUUAAAAUGUUACAAUUUUUAUUACUGCUUUCAGUACAUUUGCAUCGUAAUCUUUGUCCUCUGAAAUUGUGGUUGUUCAUGUUUUGAAGAAAGAAAUAUCAAUAAAAACGUAGGCAUUUGUAUUUUAGUUAGCGGGUUAAGAAAGCCUAACUCUUAUAUGUAUACAGGACUUACUUAAGAACUGUUUGUGUUCAGAAACUAUCUCAUGUUGUCUUUUUAUCAUACAUGAUAUAAACAACACGUUUAAAAUGAGUGUUAAGGCAGUCUUCGGCUUCAUACGCUUUUUAUUAGCGAAUAGAAGUAUUUGUUUCUGUUGUAUGUUGGAAAUGAUUUUAUAUGUAUUGUGUAAUUAUCAGUUUGAAAUACAUUGAUACUGUUAUUAUUAUAUAUUCUACUACGUUUGCAAUGUGCUUAACAUUAUCCUUUACAUAUAUUUAAUUAUCAUCUCGACUUAUUGAAUUGUACUCAAAUAAUUGUUCUUAUCCACCUUCUACUUAUCUUUUUAUAGUUUAAGAUGUGAUUGUUGAAGCUGAUUAAGUGAACAAAUAUGUAAUGAAAUAAUUAUGAUGUAAUUAGUAUACGUCUCAGUAUAUACGAUAUGUUUUAUUUAUUUUGAUCUUCAAAUAGAGGAAAGAUUAUAAUAAGUGGGCGACUGUUAGAACGUCUAGAGACUGGACUUGGCACUUGUUGGUCCUUUCUCAGACCGCUGUGCACAUAUUAAAAAUUUUGACCCAUUAAUUUUACUUUACAAAAUGUCAACUUUAAAGAGUGUUUUGUAUAUCAAAAUGUAAUAGAGCGAAUUGAGCUUGACAAUACCUUUAAGAUGAUAUAAUUCCCUUGAUGGGCUGCUUAAGUAAACGUUCGAAAUAUAUUUUUUAAAAGACUUCCUCUCAUGAACAGCUUAAUAGAUCUUCUUCAAAGUUGGUCCUGUAGAAUCAUUGUAAGAGCCUUUUUCAAUUUAAAUUAAAUGAGAGCACUUGGUACCUUUUAGCCCGCUAGAGCUAAAAAAUAAAUACAUUAAAACGACUUCUUCUCAUAAAACGCUUGCUGGAUCUUAAUCAAGCAUAUUAAGGUAGAGUCCUCUCUCAAUUUUGUGCGAAAAAGGGUCAUAGUGACCUUGAGACUGAAAACGAUUUUCUCUCAAGAGCCUAAAGAAUGCUAAGGCUUACAGCCGUCAAACUUCAUUGAAUGAUUUGACUGUUUUCAGUAGAUCACCUUCGUUGUUUUUCUUUGGUCAGAGGGCCUGGUCACAAUGAUAUUGAGACAUGAAUGGUUUCCGCUCAGUGACCUAAGAACUAUUCGGCCUACAAUCAUCAAACUUAAUAUCAACAAGAUGAUUGCCUGGUUAAAAGAUGACUUUAGCUAGCUGGCUUUAUCCAGGUGCCUGACCGUGCCUGAACAGUGCCCGAAGACGCAAACGCUGUGUUCCAUCAAAGACACCUUAGAUUGAAAUCAUGUCGGGGCGAAUUAAAACCAAUAAAACAAUCACAGUAACUGACUCGUUUUUCAAUUUAAGGCACUAUGAUUUCGCAAAGUUACCAUCAACAUCUUUUAAAGACUCACUUCUAGGAAAAUCUUUUUCGGGACUAUUUUCUAUUUUAAGGAAACUGUCAAUACAUUGUUACAAUUUGCUUCGCGGGAUAUAGAUCUUUUAUGUGAUAAUAAUAUAACUAAAUAGAACAGAACUGACCACCAUCUUAUUAUAUCAAGUUACAUAAACAACAUAUAUACACAUAUUUAUUACAUGUAUUAAAGAUUUAAUUUGAUGUGAUAUAAUUUUUCUAACGAACUUUAAGUUAAGUCACAGGUGAACAAAAAUACAUUUUUAUAUGAAAAUAUACCUAUACAAUCUUUGGAACUAUGUUGAGACUAGUGAAUAGGUGGAGAGAAUAUCCAGUUAUCCGAAUUAACAUUGAUCAAUAAUAAAAAUAGAUAUUUUUCACAGGCGGCACAUUCUGGGAAAAUUAUUCGAUAUUAAAAAAGUUGUUAAGGAUGACUGAACAUCACCAUAUUUGUGAUAUAUGAAUGAUAUAACAACAACAACAACAACAACAACAAAAACAAACGCUUUGCAUAUUUGCAAGACCUAAUACCUUUAAAACACAUUUAAGAAAGAAAGUGAAGUAUCACUUGCAUCUGAUUAACGCGUUUAUGCAAGUCUCACUGCUAGAAAGCAUUUAGACUUCAAACUAGUGGGGCUUCUUUUUAGAUUCUUGUACAUAGGGUCACCACCUCUACAUAGCUCAUUGACAAGUAAGAUAGAGGAAGCUAGAUUCUGGUGUGUACGAAAUAUUGUCUUCGUAUUCCUUAUAUUCGAAAUCGUAGCGUAGGGUAACAUAUUUUCUUCACACAAACAAGUAAUCCAUCAUCUAUUUGGCAUGAUAAAAUGCUCCUGGAAUAUACCAUUUAUGACGAUCAACUAUAUAUAAUAUAUUAGGUGUCAGUUUGAAUAGAUAAUUCACAUAACAAAACCAGUUCAAUACGAUUUUUGUCUGUGCAAUAUUCCAGAUAAAAUUGUUAUGUCUCAAACACGUAUCAUGUUGUCUAAUACAAAUACUUUAUCUUAAUUCCAUAUAAAUUUGCCAUAUGACCUAAAUUGUGUCGCCCCCCUCCCCUCCACCAA